GUCUUUUUUAAAUGUGUGAAUGAACUGGCAGCAUCUUUGCUUCAAUCUUGAGCACCUUUUAUAAGUUCUCUCACUUCAAUUCUUUGAUUUGCAAUUGCUACAAGCUAGCUAGUUCUCUCAUCAUCAUCAUCAUCAUCAAGUGAUAUAUAUCUUUAGGUCUUGACUAUUAUUUCUCUUGGCAAAAAUUAAAUAAUAAUGGGAAGACAACCUUGUUGUGAAAAGGUUGGUUUAAAGAGAGGUCCAUGGACUAUUGAAGAAGAUCACAAGCUCAUGAACUUUAUCCUCAACAAUGGCAUCCUUUGCUGGAGAAUGGUUCCCAAGCUUGCAGGUUUGCUAAGAUGUGGAAAGAGCUGUAGAUUGAGGUGGAUUAAUUAUUUGAGGCCUGACCUUAAGAGAGGUGGCUUCACAGAAAUGGAAGAGGAUCAAAUUAUACAACUACAUUCACGUCUUGGUAACAGGUGGUCUAAAAUUGCUUCCCAUUUUCCUGGGAGGACAGACAACGAGAUCAAGAACCAUUGGAACACAAGAAUCAAGAAGAGGCUGAAGCUCCUUGGAUUAGACCCUGUGACACACAAGCAAAUUGAACAGAAAGAACAAACCGAUGAUGAUGAGGACAAAAAUAACAACACCAACUUACAGACAACUAUUUCACAAAAGCCUCAAGAAAAUGCAGAAGAAGAAAUUAAAUCCAUGGAGGAGGAGACGAAAAGAGAAGAAAAGAAGGUGAAUUGCUGGGAUGAUGAUAAUCCUGAGAUUUUGAACGAUUUUGACAUGAUGUGUUCAAAAUUCGACUUGGAAUCAUGGAUGGUGAAACAAGAGAUCAAUAAUAAUAAUACCAGCACUACUACUACUAGUUCACACUGCAGUUCUUCUUCUCUUUCUAUUGAUGAUAAUAACUAUUCUAGUCACUUUUCUAAGGGUGAAUCCAAGAAUGACCAUGAUGAUCAGGAUAAUCUGUUACAGCAAUGGAUUGAAAGUAUGGAUUCAAUUCUCUCAUGGGAUGGCUUCAAUGCCAUUGAUCAAGAUUUGUUUCUUCAAUAGCCUUUACUUUUUUAUUCGGUCUCAAAAAGAGGGUUACGAAAGAUUCAUGUAUGUAAAGAAUAUUGCCAACUUUCUAUCCUUGCAUUUUCUUGC
This is a messenger RNA of Arachis duranensis, 1134 nucleotides long. Its product is annotated as myb-related protein 315. The record is from RefSeq and is a predicted model, not a curated record. The transcript is spliced from 3 exons. Bases 196 to 1041 code for a protein of 281 amino acids. NCBI's taxonomy places the organism in Eukaryota, Viridiplantae, Streptophyta, Magnoliopsida, Fabales, Fabaceae.